Messenger RNA from Peronospora matthiolae, 276 nucleotides. The record is from the annotation of a GenBank genome assembly. NCBI's taxonomy places the organism in Eukaryota, Oomycota, Peronosporomycetes, Peronosporales, Peronosporaceae.
AUGGACUCAAGCGGUGGUCAACGCUUUCUGGUGGACCGUAUUUUGUACCACCGCGACCUCGUCCGCUGGCGUGACCAUCCACCGGCCUGGGACAGCUGGGAGCCUCGUGCCCAGCUGAUUGUUGAUGGUCCUGGGUCUCGUCGAGCAAUAAGACGAGACCCAACGGCUGCGUUUGAAGAAGGGCCGUCGGAAAACGACCUCCUAGAACGCGAGUACAGGAAUUGCAAAGUGUCAAUUCCUUCGGCCAUCUUAGAGAAAGAUCGCGCCCUUCAGUAG